AAAAAUGUCAUCUCGAGCAAAGAAGAACAAGCCGUCAAGACCGUCAUUCGACGAUGAGCUGACCAUUUGGGAGUUCAUUCACGAAAAUACGUGUAAUAUGGAGAUGUUCAAUGAGGUUAAUUUGGAUUUGUUCAAGGAAUAUCUACAGGAACAUGAGUCUGUUUUCACGGCAGAGCAGCUUUACGAGUACUACGUCACAACAAUGAAAGCCACUCUCUACAAAUGCGAGAUGGAACCAGAAAAAAUGCUCACUCUUUACAAGAAUCUGGAGAUCGAGGUGACUCCGCAUGUCGAGAUUCUACUGGAGGCCAAAUUCAAAACUGUUCUGCGUGUUGACUCAAAUAGACGUCUUCAGAAGUUCUCCGACUUUUCAGCAAGGCCAGUCACUUGUGGAUCCGUAUCGAGAAAAGAGAAAGUACCGGAAACUAUUCCAGAAACACUUGAAGAAACCGUCCCAGAAACCGUCCCAGAACCCGAACGUCUUCAAAAUCGAAUGCCGCUAGAUGUGGAAAUUUCUGAUUCCUUCGAGAAGGCAAUGUGGAAUCAUGUCUCCCAGAACGCCGCCCGUCUAACCGGAAAAUUUUUGAUGACUGAACAAUUUUGGGCCGAGCUGCUCCAAUCACAACCGAAUAUUCCCAUCAAGUCGGCUCACAUUGUGCUCCACCAUUUCAACGAAAUGAUGCUCGAGAACCUUUGGAAGCAGGCGAUGGAUCCGGAUGCGAAACUGCAGAUAUUAAAAGACUUGUCGGUGCCAUUGAGCUAUCAUCAGCGUAAAUGGAUUCUCGACAAUGAUCGGCUUGAUGUGGCUUUGUCACUCGACGGAUAUGUAGUCAGCUGGGAUAUUGUGCGAGACCAGCCAGCUCCACGUAGCAAAAUUCUUACCUGGACCCCAAGAACUCCGAUGAGGAACAGAUCUCCCAGUCUUAUGGUAUUUCACGACGAUAUUCGUCCACCAUCUCCGAUUCAAGUCGUUUCGGAUCCAACAUCUUCAUAUUUCCGUUCAAGAGCUUCCACGGAUCAACCAGGACCUUCAAGCCAUCGAUCACAGUCAGCUAAUGUACGUGAAACGUAUGCGCCGAAAAAGAUUCAGAAGCGAGAAAAAUUCACACUCGACGAUCAUAUGUGUGCAUGGAAGUUCGUCCAUGAGAAGAUUGUCGAGGCAAAGAAGGAAGGUGUCCAGUUGAUGCCAAAGGGAAUCGCGUUCUGGAGAGAUUUUGUCAAAGUCUCACGAUCGUCGAAAUCUGCAACCAAUUGGAGUUCGCACUUUCGAAAGAUCAUGUGCCCAGCACUCCACGAAAUGCCACUUCACAAGAGAACAAUUCUCUAUCUUCUCAAGCAUAUUGAUAUUGAAAUUGAUGAGGAGGCUGAGAAGCUCAUCGAGCGAAAGUUUAACGUGAAGCUCCGUGUUGGCACAGACCGUAGCUUGAUUUCUUAUAGGCUCUUGGAUGCGGUUGUGAAGGGAGAAGUGGUUGAGAAGGACAAAAAAUCGGAAGAAGCUCGUGAGAUAGAGGCCAUUGAUGUUGAUGAUGGCGAUGCGGAUGUAAAACAAGAAGUGGUUGAGAAAGACGGAAAAGCGGAAGAAGCUCCUGAGCACGAGGCCAUGGAUGUUGAGGAUGACGAUGAAGAUCUGGAUGAAACGAUUCCACUAGAAUCAGAUGAGCAGAUGAUGGAUGAAAAUCUCGAUACAUCGGUUGCUUCUAAGAAAGAAGCAAUGGACGUCGACGAAUUGUCUAACAAAAUGACGGAUGCUGUGAACAAUCUCCAGAAAUCUAUCACCGAGAGUACAAACGAGACUACCGUUCUCGAAGGUGCAGCUGCUGCUGUGAUCUUGCUCUCUGAGUCGCUUCAAAAUUUCUCCAGGGUGGGAAUGGAGAAAUCGUCCUCCGACGUCUCAUCAUCAUCUGAGCCAGUGUCAUCAGCCGAGCCAGCUGCCGCUGCGCUCGUGCCGUCUGAAGCCGGUCAAGGAUCUCGAGACGUUUUUACAUCACAAUCCGACUCAACGAUUCCAGAGUCUUCUAGCUUUGAUGAGCUGCUUCCAAAUUCGUGCAGGGUGAAAAUGGAGAAGUCAUAUUCCGACAUCCCACGAUCAGCUGAGCCAGUGUUCAAGGUUCCUAUGAUACCAAAUCGCCUAUCCCACAGCGCCUCCAAUGGUUUAAAGCCGGCCGAGAUUUCUCCAAUUUUGGUGGAUUAUGAUGCUCUGAACUCGCAAGUCGUUCAGCAAGUCUUGGACGAUGCCGACGAUAAAGAUUUGGAAUUGAUACACGAAGCGUUGGAGAAAGCUUUUGGAAAUCAGGAAAAUUGGACUGACAAGUCCACAGCGAAGACCGUUACAAUCGGCACAAUUAUCAAGGCGAUUGAGACCAAAUUCACAGGAAUCUCUCGUGAAGUUCUUCUGGAACAGAAGGAAUCCAUUGUGGAAGAGGUUCUCGGCAACGUCGAGAACGAGAAGGUUCUCGAAGUGCGCACAGAAGCCAUCCGGGAAGCGCUCAUUGAGGCUGAUUUUGGGCCAACCAAUUAAAUAGAUUUUGAAGUUCUGUUUUUUUCUUUUUCCCAUUCAAUUUCUCUCACAGUUAAUGGGCUUCUCUCAUUCCUUACCCCUCGCCCUAGUCAUAAAUAACUGUUUAACAUUUUUUUCUAUUCUUCUUUUCAAUUUUUCUCAACAUUUAUGGAUUUUCCAUUCCUUUCCUCUAGUACAAUUGUGUUCAAUUUGUUGUUCUCUAAAUGGAUCUCCCGUUCAUUACAAAAACUGGUUAAAUAACACUUCUCCAAAUGAACGUGUUUUAUUCAUUUUUUAUUUGUCAAAUAAACAUUUUAAGCUU
This is a messenger RNA of Caenorhabditis elegans, 2819 nucleotides long. RefSeq names its product SPK domain-containing protein (gene tebp-1). Lineage: Eukaryota; Metazoa; Nematoda; Chromadorea; Rhabditida; Rhabditidae. The record is from RefSeq and is marked reviewed.